This is a messenger RNA of Myzus persicae (green peach aphid), 2424 nucleotides long. RefSeq names its product zinc finger CCHC domain-containing protein 7-like. Gene Ontology annotation, molecular function: zinc ion binding; nucleic acid binding. The record is from RefSeq and is a predicted model, not a curated record. The coding region runs from base 334 to 1758 and encodes 474 amino acids. Lineage: Eukaryota; Metazoa; Arthropoda; Insecta; Hemiptera; Aphididae. The transcript has 4 exons.
CUUUAUCAGAAACAAUGAAACUUCAAAUGCUCGAACCAUAACAUUACAUGAAUUGUAAUGUGUACAACUGUGUAGUCUGGUAUUCUAGUUGCGGGUAUAGUUACGUUUGUUAUAAUUAAUAUUGAAAUAUGUAUUGUUUUGAUUUACCAUUCACAUAGAAUUGUAUCUAUAUUCAAUCGAUAAUAAUUAUGCACAAUUUAUGAUUCGUUUUCAACCGUAAAAUGGACGCAGAUUUCGUUCAGCCACACAGAGCGACUUGUUAUUUUUUACCGUUAUAGCUUUAUUGUAGUGUAAAAUCACCUUCACUUUUUUUGAGUUUAAAAACAAUGGAAAAUGGACUCAGAUUUGUUUGAUGACGACAGUGAUUGUUCUAGUGAAGUAUCAGAAACGCGAUCAGAACUCGAAUCUCGAAUCUAUGGCAUUAUCCACCAUAACGAUUUUUCAGGGACUUCGGAGUCACCAUUCAUCGAUCCAAAGUAUGGUGUAGAAUUCAAUAACAAUGGUGAAAUAGUUGUGUUUCUCAAAGAUCCAGCCGAUAUAGUUAUCAACCCCACCGUUAAUCUAUCCGAGGUGUGUACAAAUAGUGUUAUACCAACACUUGUUUUAGAUGAUGACGAUAUUGAAACUUCCAAAGGUAUCACUAGUAUAAUUGUUGAUAACGAAUUUUCUGAAACAAGCUUGAAAAAAAAGAAGAAGAAAAAAAAGAAAAAAAAUGUAAAUAAUGAAAGUAUUGAGGAGUACAUUAAUAUUAUUAAGAAUACUGAUGCGUUAAAAGAAUAUAAAGAGAAAAGUGGGUUAAAUAAAAUGAAUACCAAAACUAGUAAUGUUCAUAAAGUUUCCCUAAAUGUAUCCUUGAAUAAUGAACGAGCAAUGCCAAUGACAGCAAGUGAAAUUUUGAAACAAUAUCGUAUUGGAAAACGAACUGAAUGUAGUUUGUGGUAUAGGUGCCCAAAGACAUGGACUCCAGAUAUGGUAAAAUUUUAUACUAAAAUUCAAAAGUCAAAACGAAAUUAUGACUGUAGAGAAGAACUAAACAAAAUUAAAGAAAAAUAUGGUUCAAAUCCAAUUGAUUGGUCUUUGGAUCCCUUGGAUGUGUAUAAAUCUAAUUCAAAUACACCUAGAAUGAGAUGUAAUAUUUGUAGACAAUUCGGUCAUACUGGGUAUAAUUGCAAGGAUCAAUAUAAACCUCCGAUUUGUAUUAUGUGUGGAGUGGAAGGACAUCAUUUUCAUAGUUGUAAUAAAAAAAUAUGUUUGUCGUGCGGAACUUGGCAAAAAAAUUUUACCAAUAAUUGUAGUAUCUGUUUAUCAAUGAUCAGAGUCAAAUGUAAUAUUUGUAAUGAUGUCGGUCAUGAAUCAAGUUAUUGCACAGAAACUUGGCGUCAAUUUCAUAGUACUAUUUCUACUGCACCAGAACCUGAAAGUAACAAAUUUGCUCAAUCUACUUCUAGAUCAAAUACUUCAAAUAUUGAGUCAAGGCAAUCUACUACAAGAAAGUCUGAAUCUUCAUUGACAUUAACUCCCAAUGUCAAAGAGAUAAGUAAAAAUAGCCCGAAAUCUGUUGAUUCUGGCAAAUCUAAAAAAGCAAAACGGUUGCAAGCUAAGGCAAAAAAACAUUUGAAAAACAAAAAUAAAAGUAAUCUCACAAUUUCUGAUAAUGAAUCCAUAAAUAUUGAUGUUAAUAUACAAGAUGUUACAUUGCAACGCACUCUAACAAAAAGAAAUUUUUUCAAGAAAAAAAAAUUAAGUGUUAACAAUUAAAUACAAAAAUUUGAGAAAUGACUAUUUACUUAAAAAUAAUAGAUUAGAUUUUUGAUGUGCUUACAUAUGACGCAUAUUGAUUUUUUAUUUUGUGAUACUCUUAAGUAUCUGUUGUUUUAGUAUAAUAUUAUUUUAAGUCUAAUAUUAUCUAGCAUAGAUAGAUUAAUUACAUAUUUUAUAGUGUCGUCUUUAGUAGAUUUGGAUGACGCCACAGUAUUAAAUACUAAUUGUAAUGUCCGUUAUUCAAGUCUCUGAUGUCCCAAAUUGUAGUAUUGUAUAAUAUGAUAUAAUUCUUUGGUUACAAUUUUUGGUGGCAAAGGUUUUUAAUGUACUUUAGUAAAUUUAAAUAUUACUUUAUGAUUUUAAUUUAUCAAUGUAUUACCUAUAUUACAUUUCCAUCAUUGCUCAUUUCAAAAUAGUUUGGACUUCUGAUAAAAAUAUCUAUUUAUUUAGUUACUCUUAAGGUCUUCAUAAAUAUUUAGCACUCAGUUUGAAUAAGACAAUGGAUGGAAUCUGAUAUUGAUAAUAUUCAAUUGCUAAAAUAUUAUUGGUCCUACAAUGGUAUAUUAAUUUGUAAAUCUUGUUUAUCUACUUUAAUUUUCAUGCCAAUCUUGUAACAUAACAUAACAUAUAACUGUAUUUGAAAAGUUUUUUUUUUAAACAAAU